Ruditapes philippinarum (Manila clam) is the source of this 1429-nucleotide messenger RNA. RefSeq names its product procathepsin L-like. Bases 135 to 1148 code for a protein of 337 amino acids. Lineage: Eukaryota; Metazoa; Mollusca; Bivalvia; Venerida; Veneridae. The record is from RefSeq and is a predicted model, not a curated record. Gene Ontology annotation, molecular function: cysteine-type endopeptidase activity. Gene Ontology annotation, biological process: immune response. The transcript is spliced from 10 exons. Gene Ontology annotation, cellular component: lysosome.
UAUGACAUUAUAAACAUUGGUUACAUCAAUGGUGCUGAAUUAUUCAUUUAUUUCUUGUUGAUCAAAGAACAUAAACCGGCAUAAAAGUUUUGUUAUUUAACUUUCGUGUGUUUUAAUAAAAUAAGAAGGACAAAAUGACCGUUCCAUGUGUAAAGAUGUUAAUGGUCUGUUUGUUCGGGGUCAUGGUUCAACAUGCCUUAUCAGAAACAAUAUUAGCUGAUAGUGACAGCUACAAUAAUUACACGAAAAGCUACAAUAAAGAAUAUCAUCGGAAGGAGUAUGAGAAAAGAUUCCAGAUUUGGCAAAACAAUGUUGACUUGAUUAAUAAUCACAAUAAAGAGUUCUCGCUAGGUCUUCACUCGUACACAAUGGGGCUGAACCAGUUUACCGACAUGACUAACGAUGAGUACCGGAAAUUGAUGCUUACAUAUAAACCGAACACAGGUACCACAGGAGCAAGUGAAUUUCCAGUAUUUUCAAAACCGUUACCUAAAUCUGUUGACUGGAAGGCGGAAGGAUACGUAACGGAAGUUGGUAACCAGGGUCAGUGUGGAAGUUGUUGGGCGUACACCGCUACUGGCGCCCUUGAAGGACAACAUAAAAAGAAAACCGGCGUUCUUGUGGAUCUAUCAGAACAAAACCUUAUGGAUUGUAGUCAAAAACUGGGAAAUCAAGGAUGUGAAGGCGGUUUUAUGGAUUACGCAUUUAAAUACGUGAAGCAAAAUGGCGGAAUUGACACAGAACAGUCUUAUCCAUAUAACCUUACCAACCCAGGGACUUACACGUGCCGGUACCGGAAGUCCGACAGUGGAGCGACUUGUACUGGCUACGUCGACCUACCUAAAGGCAAUGAAAAAUCUUUGCAAGAAGCCGUGGCAUUCAUUGGACCUAUUUCCGGAGCUGUUGAUGCGAGUCAUAUAGGAUUUCAGAUGUACAAAUCCGGUGUAUAUGACGACCAGCAUUGUUCGUCUACUAUAGUGGAUCACAGUCUUGUUGUUGUUGGUUAUGGUGUUGAAAAUGGAAAGGAAUUUUAUAACUGUAAAAAUAGUUGGGGAACAUCAUGGGGUGAUCAAGGCUAUAUAAAGAUGGUACGUAACAAAAACAACCAAUGUGGAAUAGCGAGCACCGCCAGUUACCCGACUAUGUAAACACCGUGUUUGUAACAAGGAAAACCAUUGGUUCAUUUUCAUUCAUGGAUUGAUGUAAAAGUUGUGCAUGGACGUAUUACAGCAAAGACCAUAAUCUUACACAAAACAGUUCUUUCCUGUAGGAAAUAAUACUAGGAAAUUAUAAUGCUUAUCUCCAUCAUAUUGAUAAAAUUUAAGUUUGCGUUCAUGCUACUAGUAGAUCGACACAACGCUUUGAGUAAAAAUUUGAAAUGAUUGAUGUGCCAAUGUUCGCAGAACAAACAAAUAGAUCUACAAGACAG